AUGGCGGACGAGGACGAAGUAGAAAUUCGAGGAGUAAAAAGACCUCUUGUUGAAAAUUACAGCGACGAUGAGGAGGAGGAAGAAGCCAGGAGGAAAGAAGGUGAGAAUUAGAUUUGAAAAUGAAGAAUAUGAGUUCAGAUUUGUGAAAAAUGUGUUCUCUUAGGCCCAAUUUGGGUGCUUGGAAGCUCAACCUCGUGUUUUGUCGGUGCAGUGCAGUAGUUAAUUGUUGAGGUGUGAUACAAAAAAGCUCGUAGAUUGUCAUAUUAUUUAUUACUAUCAUUUUUUAUUGCGAGUAUGACCUCUAGUUACUUUCGCAGGACACAAAAUAACCAAAGAACGCCUAGAUGUUAAAAUCCUCACCUCUUAUUAUGUUAGCAGAUAAACAGCGCAACUUGAAAUUUUAGUGACAGCCUUGUUGCCCCCUUUUUUCCUUUUUCUGGUUCUUAACUAGGCUUUAUUUUGGUGGGAAACAUUUUAGGAAAGCUUUUAGGAUCGAAGGAGUAGAUUGCAGCAAGGAGAGUCAUGUCCGACAGUCCAAUAGCCCGGCGGGGUUAGUGGAGUUUGCUAUCCGGGUAGUAAAUAUGGUUCUUAACUUGCCUGACGGGCAAGUGAAGUUUUUUGGGGAAUUCAAAUUGAAGAAUUGUAAUAAGUCCUGCUCAUCAAAAAGUUUCUGGGGCUCCUUAAAAUGACUCUUGACUAUUGCUGCAGGUUGCCUAAAUGGCAAGCCGUAAAGCGUAGGAGCUUAAGGUACAGUACAUGUAGAAUGGGUAAUUCUAGAAAAUAUCCCUACUAUACCAUGGAUGGCUUCUAUAUUUUAACCCCCUCUGCCCAUGGAUUUCUUAAAUGCAUCAUCCCCCCAUGCCCUCAAAAUUCCAUGAUUGUUAGACUUCUUCCCGUUUGGAUAUUUGCCUUUUCAAAAGCGUUUUCAAGGAAUACACUCGUGUCUGUCCCCCGUAGAAAUUCCAGAUCUAUCCCCCCCACCAUGCCUUGGGAGCUCCACUCGUAAGCCUCCCCCCCCCCCCCCCCCCCCCCCACUUGUCUCCCCCCCCUCUCCCUCCGCACUCCUCUCCCCCCUCCCCCCUCGCCUAUGUCGCCUUCUUUCAGUAUCCCUCCUCUACUUUUCAAAAGCGUUUUCAAGGAAUACACUCGUGUCUGUCCCCCGUAGAAAUUCCAGAUCUAUCCCCCCCCCCAUGCCUUGGGAGUUCCAAUCGUAAGCAUCCCCCCCCCCCCCACCCGCAUGUUUUUGCAUUCCCUGCCUUGCCCUCGGAAUUCCCUUGAGCCAUCCAUGGUAUCGUAUGGAUAUUUUCUAGAAUAACCCAAUGGGCAACAAAAACAUGCAACUUGUUUUGCAACAUCGCUACAAAACAAGUUGAAUAGCGGUGUUGUAUGUUUUACCACCCAGGAAUCAACCUGUCUUGCAACAAAUCAGUUUGAUGCAGGUUGCAAAAAGUUGUUGUACAAAAUCUUUACAUGUUGUGCGUUAAUUUUUUAUUGACCCAAGGCAAACUUGUUUUGCAGUAAGCACUUGAGGUAACUCCCAAGUACGACAUGACUCCCCUGUAAUUUUAUCCAAUCAGAAGUCAGUAUUCAGGCAACUUGCAACAACCUGAUUUGUUGCAAGACAGGUUUAAACGUGGAGUGAUGAAACGUGCAGCAUCGCUUUUCAACUCGUUUGGGCCAGCAAUGUUGCAAAACAAGUUGGACGUUUUCGUUCUGCAUUUUACAGUAGCUUUAGGAGCUUAGGAGUUAUAAGACAGUAUCAUUAUCAGUAUCAUCUUUUUUUCUAUGGCACUCAGUGCCAUUCAUUAUGAUUCAUAGCUCUGUGAUGCCGGGUUUACUUUCCUCUGUUUUUAGCCACAUUUUAAACAUUAACAAAUCAAGUUGAAAUGUUUCUUUUUUCUCUUAGAACACAGUGCUUAUCAGAGCAGACAUUGUCCUUACCUUGAUACAAUAGACAGGUAGGAAAUGUUUAUUAUAACUGUCUAUAAAUUGUUGGUGAAUUGGACUGGUUAACAGUUAACUGACAGACUUUUGUGAAAGGUGUUUGACAGUUUCACCAAACGUUAUGGUCUGAAUAUCAAUAAUAAUAAUAUUAGUUGCAAGGUUCAGUACAAAACCAUGCUGACAGAAGUAUUUGAAUUCUUAUUAUCCUAUAACAGAGAUUGGUCCAUCAAUUACAUAACGUUUUUAAACAGGAACGGCAAUGUUUUGUCAAGUUUAAGGAUGUGUAUUGACUUAGUUUGAAUUUUUAGACUUGAUUUACACUUGCUGUAAUUUUUUCUACCAAAACAUCCCAAAUAUAUUGCAAUCUGCUGUUGGUUGAUGUAUAUUUUACAGGUCAAAUUUGAUUUCAGCUUAAAAUUUUUUAACCUAGGCUGAUUCUCAAUUUCUCUUGUCUUCUAGGGAGGUUAAAACAAAAUUAACCUGAAAUUAAAUUUGACCUUUAACAUAUAUCUUCUUUAAAAGCACGUUUUUUCAAAAAAACAUCCUUCACUAUAAUUUUUAUGACAUCUUUGAAAAAUUAUCGUAAUAGAGGAAGCCUAAUUAACAUUAAGCUUCAUAGUUUUGUUUAGGCAUCCUUGCUAAUAAUUUCUUCCUACGUUGUUUGUAUCUUUUUGUAAUUGUGAUCAUGUUAUGUGUGGCAAAUAAAAUACAAAUACAAAUACAAAACUCUUUAGCCAAAACAACCUGGUCAUUACGUAAAAUAUAAAAAAUGACUUUUUUUUUUCAUUAUAGGCAUGUGCUAGACUUUGAUUUUGAGAAACUCUGUUCUGUUUCUUUAUCUCAUAUAAAUGUUUAUGCCUGCUUGGUAUGUGGAAAGUACUUUCAAGGUGAGUCCAUUAUAACUUACCGUUUCAUAAUUGACCGUUUUUUGAGAUGAAAGUUAUCAGUCAUACCACCUACAGACAAAAAGAUGGUUCUUGUUAAAAGAAAUUUUGAAACAUUGAAUAAGAUGAAUGCUUUAUAUCCUUAAUACAUUUUUGACCAGAUGAGGUCAAAUGUAUUGAACCCUGGUCAGAAUUAGCUUUCUACCAAGCAGGGUUGUCACUAAGAGCUGGGGGCCGGGGAUUUCCCCCGGCUACUCAGAGCAUGGCCCCCAGCUACUUUUGUCGUUAAAUUAAACCAAAAGAGCACACCUUUGAAACACACAAGGACUAUCCAUCAAACUUAAUGCAUUUUCAUCUGCAGCAGGUUUAAGUAAUUCUGAAAUACUCGCGUGCAAAAACUAAGAAACGUCGGAAAAAGACAUUUGACUUAGAUUUGGUCCUAAUACACACAUGUGAAAUCUCUCCGUUCACGAAAUGUCAGUAGGGAGUUUUAACAACGGCAACGGCAACGGCAACGGCAAUGAGAACGUCAAAAAAGCAAUAGGUUUAUUGAGCAAAACAACUAGUUCACACGUGCAUCACGCCUUUUUGUACAUUUCUUUGCCCUUACUGCACGAGUACGACGUGAAAAUGCCUAGUUUCACGUUUUAUGGAGGACGUAAAACAAGCGACAACAAACUUUUCUUUCUCUUUCUAAAUUUGAGUGCGCCCAAAGAAAUCAACUCCAGGGAAAUUGGCCUACAUUAGCUAUUUUCAGCGAAUUGAAAUAAACGCGACAAAGUUGGAAAAAACGCCAAUUCAUUUUAAAAGUGACGUUUUCGCUGCCGUCACCUUUGUCGAUGCUAAAAGUCCCUAGUUUCAACCGUUGUGUAUGGUUUGUGUUGAACAUGUCGAAGAAGUGGCAAAAAAUUCUGCACUCUUUGUUCACGAUGAAAGACCUGAGCAGAUCUCUGUUGACAUCACAAGUUGAGGCAUCAUCCGAGGGUUAAAUCUCCCUGAUGCUGAUGUUGAUGAUAAUGAGGAUUAUGAUGAAGGCUUUGAAGAUGAAGACUAUGACUGAUUGCCAUGUUUAUUAUGUGGACAUUUAAGUGACCAGGUCUACAUUUAGCUUUAGGUAUCGAGUAUAUAAAAUAACGUACGGUCAGCGGGAAAUAUUCGAUCAUUGUCCGCAGGCCAUGAUCACAUGCUCUUAGUUCUACUUCCAAGAAGUUAUAUAUAAAAGGGAAGUUAAGCAUUAGCAUUACUUUUACAUUCUUCUCCUUGAGUCUUGUUUUGACAGCGUCGUUUAUAAAGUAUUAACCCUGUCGUUUAAACGCUUUUCAGUAGGUCAGUUUCUUCGUAUGUUAAGUGAUGUUUCGUUCAUAAAUUCGAGACCACUAAUGUUACCAGUUGUGCAAUAAUUCAUUUGCAAUAUUAGUUUCACUUUUGUUUUCCGUAAGUUGUUUCGUUCUUACAUAUAACUAAAUGAGGAUUUACAAUUGCUUUUACAGCGCAUUUUAAUUCAUUUGCACUGUAUAAGAAUCGAUUGUCCUUUCAACAUUUUUAGCAUUUGUAAAGUAUCGUUGUGAUUUAACACUUCACUGGCCAGCAUGCGCCCUGUCUGCAUGAAGAUAAGACUGCACAGAUAACGUGACCGGUGCCAACCUGUCAUUUUUUUCAGGCCCGGUGCUUACAUGUAUAUUCAAAUGUGGCGGCCACUAAAAAAACCCUCCAACGAGCCUUUACGUAAAGUAAUAAUUUAACUAUUUUUUUAGUGUCUCAGAAUGUUGUAGUUUUCUUUAAUAAAGACGUGAUCAUCAUAAAACCGCCAGUGAUAGCUGUACUCUUGAUGAAGAUUGCUUUCUUGGAGCUGUAAUGCCUUUUCGAAAAUGGUAAAAGCUGCACUUCAAAACCUUCUUGGGGGAGGGGGGGGGGGAAGGGGCUCCAUAACUACUUGCGACUUCCCCGGCUACUAACAACAAAUACCUGGCAACUUGAAAUCUUAGAGACAACCCUGACCAAGACCAAGAAAACUAUCAUAACUUGACCCAGAGCAGAUUUUUUUAAUAGUUAAAUGAGUGCUGAACGAUACUGCAUCCACAAAGCUACAGUUGUAUAUUGUUGAUAUAAGUACAGUGUAUGUCAUGGAUCUUGAUUGUGAUUAUUUAUCAGUCUGAUUUUUUUGUCAUUUUCAGGUCGUGGUCGGCAUUCUCAUGCAUAUACUCACAGUGUACAAGUCGAUCAUCACGUGUUUUUAAAUCUCCAUACCUUAAAGGUAUGCAAAAAUAGUUUGAUGAAGUGAGUGUCCUAAUAUUAUCUGUGGCAUUGCAAUUGGACUAGUACAGUGUACAAAUUUAUGCAGCUUUGGUAACCACUGUCUGUGUGCCAUUUCCGCAUACCUGACAGAGUGAUGAAAUUUUGUGACCUGUAAACUAUUACAUCAUCUUACUUACUUCUGUAUCAGGGCUGUGCUGUAAGAAAAAUGAUUUUGUAGGUUGCCAAAAGCUCUGAAGAUUCGUUGUCACCCAGGGGCAAAAGUUAAUGGCCAGGCCACAGGAUUCUGCAAGCACAGCCCUGCAUACACAGAAAAUUGCUUUGAAAAAGCUGAUGUUAUCAUUUUUUUGUUUUUGUGAAAAGAAAUAAAAAAGUAUUUGCUACUGAAAAUCAAGACAUUUCAUCAGUAAAUUGCAAAAAACUGUCGGUAGGUGGCUGGCCAAAAAAAGGCAAUAGACAGGGGGGGAAAGGUAAACAGCAGGUCAAAAUUUGUAUGGCCUGCCAAAAAUAAUAAUAAUAAUAAAAAAAAAUGGUAUACUGUAAUUUUUAUCUAUGUUGAGCCCUGCUUGAUAUGUGAUGUGGCGAGCUGGUACCCCCAGGAUUGGAACUCUAUUUGUAAUUAACUAAGUUAUAUUUCUUUUUAGUUCUACUGCUUACCAGAUAAUUAUGAAGUUAUUGACUCAUCUUUGGAUGACAUAAAGGUAAAUAAUAAUAUUAGUAGUACUCUUUAUUAUGAGGCAACUUUAAUUUUUCACUUUGUGUGGGCAUAUGAGAGGAUGAAUUUGACAUAAUUCAAGGAAAAAGAUCAUAUAAUCUCGCAAUUCAUGUGUUUUAGAAUAAUGACAAAUUAGUGAACCACACUUCAGACCAUUACACUUCUUAUAAGAUGGAAAUUCCAAUUUACUGCUUGAAGGAACACUUCUUACCGCCUACAACCACUUGAAGGUUUACUAAAAUUAUAUAAGUAGUUUUAAAAACUGCACAAGUUGUGAUCCAAUCAGAUCAAGAAAAUGAAAAUUGUUGUCUAAAGAUAACAACAGCCGAUCUGCAUAAAGUAGGUCUUAAAAUGAGGGAAUGAUAUCAAUGUUUCAAAGAACUUAGCUCCUCCUAGGGCGGGGCCAUGUCCCUCACUCCAUAUGGUUGAAAAGACAUGGAAAUAGUUGAGAUUAUUUUGUACCUUUUUUUUUUCAGUAUGUCUUGAAUCCCACUUUUACUAAGGAUGAUAUCACCCAGUUGGACAGAUCAGCAAAGCUUUCAAGAGCAUUUGAUGGAACGACUUAUUUGCCUGGUAUUAUUUUCAUCAGUAUCUGUCUAAAAGAUAUUUUUUUCUUGAUUAUUAACAUUUUAAAAGAUAUUACUUCUGUUCACAAACGGUUGUUUGGUGCAGUCAUUGAAAAGUGCAGGAGAAAAAGAAUUUUUUUUACAACCAGUUGCAAAAAACGCUGAGACACUCCAAAGAGAAACUGACCUUUUUUAAUGAAUACAGUAGAGUACAGACUAGUUUUAUAACUCUUCCCAAGGGCUUUUCAGAGUUAAUUUACAAUAAAUGAAUUAAGAAAAAAAGGAAAAUAAAAAUUAGCUUACAACAUAAUAUUACAGGUAAAUGUCUUAGGCUAAACAUAUUCUCUACAACACAACAAUAUCCAAAAUUAUCUUAGGAAAGAAAAGCAAAAUUUAUUCAAGGUGGCCUCUGUUAUAAGCCUGGUGGUUUUGCUGCUAGUCACACAUCUCUGUGAUAUAAUAUACCUCCCCCCCCCCCUCAUUUCCUCCCAUGCAUUCAAAGUUGCUCCUCCACGGUUUGAGCAUGACUUAAGGGGGGGGGAGGGGAGGGAACAGGAGAUUGUGAGCACAAGAUCAUGGAGUUGCCGUUCAGUCCUAAAUGAGGUGUCAAGUAUUUUUGCAACUGCUUGAGGCAGGUUUCAGUAAGAUUGUGACGACAUUUUCAUCCAGAAAAAGGCUCCCUUAGCUGAUUGAGUUUGAUAUUUCAAAUGCUAUUAAAGACUAGAUGUCCUGUAAAAAGUAGAAAGAUCAGAGAUGAGGGAGGGAAGCAUAAGUUUAUGAAAAAUGUAAAAUGUAAUGUAAAGGAAAUGUUAGGAAACAGUCACAAAAGUUUUUUUCUUCUAGUGGGUAUAGCAACCCUCCAGCCAUAUGUAACGAUAUUAGUGGUUGAAAUGAAUCCACACAGUCUUACAUGAGAGUUAUUUUCCAUUUUAGGUAUUGUUGGGCUUAAUAACAUCAAAGCAAAUGAUUAUCUGAAUGUAGUUCUACAGGUAACAUUUUUUAAUUCAUAUUUCAUUUUAUCAAUGCAAGCAAUAAAUAAGCCCUAGAACUGAUCAGAACCUCUUCCUAUUUAUAAUAACUUUACUCACUGGUAAUCAAAUGUAACAUGAAGGUCAGAGAAUGAAAACAAAUUGAUCACCAAAACAUGAAAUGUCGUAAAGUUUAAACAACAGUUAGAGAACCUAAACAGUACCAUAAGCAGUGUAUCUUGGCCUGGAGAACAACGUGGAGAAUACAUGUUGUGGUUAAAUUUUAUUCUCUACUUUGUUUUGGGGUAUGAUAAUGAAUGGUAAUGAUUUUGAAAGAGAGGAAAGUAUAAAUAUAACUUAAAGUGGGGAUUAGAUUGAAACACAACAGAAUAAUACAUGUAGGAUGUUAUUAUCAAGGCUUAGAGGGUUACAAAAUAAAAUGGAUGCAAUGCCUACCCAUCCCUUAACCCCACUGCCUCCACCACACACACAAUUUCUUGAGCUCUUGGUUUGUCAUUCCUUUUGAUGAUUUGAAGUAUAAAACAAUGGCUUUUCUUCCUGAGUCAAACUUCUUUGGGAUUUGAAAAACUGGGAUUCCUCUGUAUAUUAUAGUAAGUACUAAUAGUACUAGUAAUUAUUAUUACUUUCUUUAACUGGUUGACAAGUCAACUUUCCUAUUAAAUUUACUUUAGCAUAUCCAGUAACUUUUUUUAUGGUGAAGGUGCUGUUUGUUUCUGGUUGAAGGUUACAAAUUUAUUUAUAUCAAGAUCAUGACAUUUUGCAUAUCAUAGAGUGGUUUUCGUUUGAGUGUCGUAAAACCAAAACCAAAGUAAUUACUCUGGCCAAUCACAUAGGACACAGACAAUACAUUGAACCAAUCAAAACUCGAAGUAAUUACAUGCGGCUGACGCAAAGCGACGUCACAAUUGGCUUUGGUUUUACUUCUGAUUGGAUGAAAAGGUGGCGCGAAUCUUUUAAGCCAAUCGCAUCGUGUAGAAAGUGCAAAACCAAUUACUUUUCGACACUCAAAUGAAAACCGCUCUAUGAUCAAGUUCCAAUACCAAAAUAGUUGUCGCAGGUCAAUCAUGUCCAAAGGAUUUUGGAAACUCAAACUUUGAUGACAUUAUUUACAGCGUUAAUUUGUGUUUUUCAUACAUUUCUUACAACUGACACCAAAGUACAUGAAAUUUUUGGAGUUGAGAAUUCACAUGAUUUUUUGGUUAUAAUGUUAUUGUAUUCCAUAGGCACUGGCAUUUAUUCCUCCAGUCAGGGAUUUUUUUCUUAGAGAAGAAAAUUACCAAAACAUCAAGCGUCCUCCUGGAGACAUAAUGUUCCCUUUAGGUACAGGAAUUGCAUUUUUAUCUGUGUUUUGUUUUUUAGAGGUUGUGGAUACUUUCUUGUUUUUGGUCAGCAGUUAACAUUUUGUACCAGUGGGAUACUUUGACAAUAAUUAUUAUUAUUUGUGACACUGUGAUGGGGGUGGGCUUAGUGGCUGUAGCUAAUUGAAUGUAAUGCCCAUGCUUAUUGAUUUAUUUCAAUCACAUCUCUUGGUUGCAUUAAAGAAUAAAUAUUACAUUCAAUAAAGUAUAUGAUAUUGUUGCUACAACAUGCAUUUUCUGCGGUCUUCAUAAAAAGACAAGGAAUUUUAAAACUCCCUGUUUUUUUGUUUGUUUGUCUUUUUUCACCACAGUCAAUAGGUUUGGUGAGUUAAUAAGAAAGAUAUGGAAUCCUCGUAACUUCAAAGCCCAUGUCAGCCCUCAUGAAAUGUUGCAGGUGUGUUUACCUUUCACCAAACAUACUCUUUUAAGUGCUGGAAUAGCAGUUUAGAGUCAAAAUCCAGUUCUGGCCCUCCUGCUUUGUUGCACAUUGUAUUAUUAGCAUGUCAAUAGGCAGUAAAACCCAGAUAAUAAUAAUAAUGACUUACCCACUGGGGCCCAGGAGCAUUUGCGAAGAUUUCCUUUGUGUUUCUUGUGCAAAGGGUGGCACUUUCCAGGCAAGUUUUGAUGGUCUUGGGGAGGUUGAUGGUGAAACAUCACACGGCACUGUCUUGGAAGGUGCUUGAGUGAUUUGGAACAAUAAGAUUAAGUUCAUUCAAAGAUCUUAAAUUCUGUUUGGGUGCUCGUACCUCAACCUGGAGGUACAGUGGCCUGCCUCUGCCAUUAAGGGCCUUGAAUACUGAGAUACGUUGAGUUGAGCUCUAUGUUGGAGAUAUCUGACAUGAUUAUAAAGAGUAUCAUUGUCUCCUCUUGUUCUCCUAGUUAUAUUUGACUCUAAAUUCUUUUUUAGGCGGUUGUUCUGUGUAGUAAGAAAAGGUUCCAGUUCACUGAACAAGGUAAUGACUUAACUAUUUGCUCAAAUAUACCUCCUCAUAACUGGCACAAAAGAGAAGGUGAUGGACUAUUCAUUUAAACCACUUUUGUAUGGUAUUGCUCUCAUUUGUCACAGGCUACAUGUAUAUCAUGUCUCGUAAGCUUAAAAUCAACACAGCAGAAGUUUCAGAGACUGUGUAAUUUAUUAAAACUUGCAGAUUGUGUUGUAAUAAGUCCUAAAUACUUGACUAAUUACCUUGUGUUUUAAACUUGAUCAUACACUCAUUCUUUGUUAAUAGACUAUACUUUCAAAUUCAUUUUUUCAGUUAAAGAGUGUACAUGUAUCCCGUGUUGCCAUUUCUUUUGUUUUGUUAGGUGAUCCUGUGGAAUUUUUAUCAUGGUUUUUAAAUUCUCUUCACACAACCCUUGGAGGAACAAAGAAAGCCACAAGCAGUUAGUCUUUAUUUUUCUACACCAACAUUGUUCGUUAGCAUACAUGUAUCAAAAAUACUCAAUCAAUCUGAGUCCUAGGGCUCAAAAUAAUUUUUGGAUAGUGGCCUGUCAUGUUGUCCAGCCAAAAAAGUGUUAGGUCGGUCAUGGCUCAUUUCUGAGUGCAAAAUGUUGAAAAAUAGCAAACAGCUAAUUGGCAUUCAAAAAGCCACAGAACAAGAACGUCUCAUCUGUAUUCUCCGAAUGAUGACAUCUUGGCUGGACAUUGUCCAUUGACCGGCUGUUAUUUUAAUCCCUGGAUUCCCAUUUUUGUAAAGUACAUAUUGUACCUUAGCACUUUCAGAUACUUGUUAUGUAAUAAGAACAAAAAUUAGAGGUAGAAUCUCAUGCGACAUUUUUCAAAAAUCUUUUCAGGUAACAAUCAAUGAAACGUUUUGGUGAUAUUAUUAUAUCAUGCUAAUAUUUUUAGUUUUCAUUCUUUUUGCACUAACAGUGUUUUGAUUUUAAUCUUAGGUGUGAUUUACAAGACAUUUCAAGGAAAGAUGAGAGUGACCUCUCGAAAGCUUCCUCAAACAGAGGUAUGUCUCUCUGCAUAAAAUAUAAUUGAGCAGGUGUAAGCUAAUUUCUAUGCUUUAAUGUGUAACUUUCUUGCAAAAUCAUUUUGUGAAUGGAAAAAAUAUUUAAGUUACUUUUGGAUAAUGGAACUAUAAAACAACAAUGCUGGCAAUGUGUAAUGAUUGUAUGAACGUUUUUGAAUAUGCUUUUAUGGUUUGAGUCAUUUUAUUUAUUAGUGCAGAAUUUAGAACACAAUUUUUGACAAAGAAUAUCAUCUUAAGAUACAGUAUGUAUAAUCAAUAGAUAGAAAGUGUGGCAGUGAGGACUGUUGAAGCUGAAAAGCUUUUAUCUAGAAAUAUUAACUCUGCAAUGUAGCUAUUUUGAAACAAACAUUGUUGUGCAGGAUAAUGUAUGACAAUGGUUAUGAAACAAAAGACAUGAACCACUUGUUACGUGGUGGUCUUAACCUUCAUGUGUACCUCCACAUAGAGCAACUCGCAUCUAGUCAUAUAUUUGAGUUAAGUACUGUAUUUCUUUGAAUAGUAGCCCAUGCUCUAAUAAGCGCCCUCCCCCAAAUAAGUGCCCAGCCCCUAGGCUAUAAUAUCAAACAAGUGCAAUCCUCAAAUAAGUGCCCCCCUCCCCUCCCUGUCACUUUCUUAAGAAUAAAUAGUAGGGAUACGAAAGAAAUGCAAAGAUCUGCAUAUCACUGAUGAGGAAGAACUCGAGGAUGAUGAGAUGAUCGAUAUUAUGAACCGCUGUAUACCUAUGCAUCUCUGUGUUUUAACACUUAAAAAUGUUUAAUGCGACAGUGGUAUGCUUGAUUACAACUACUGUUUUAACAAACAUGAAACUCUCAAUGGACGUUUUUAUGCUAGAGACAUUAAAGUCAUUCGAGACAUUAAAGUCGUCCUAAGACAGCUUUAACCUCUAGUAUAAGAAAGAUAAAUAAGACCCUGUAGGCACAUUUAAUGUCUUCUGUUAAGUGCAUUGUUCAGAUGCACUGAACAGGCAACUUAAACAACUUUAAAAGGGCCCCCCUCGAUUAAGGACCCUCCCUCCAGUAAGCACCCAUCCUUUUAGCAGUAAUUUUAAUUAAGCGCCCAGGCACUUAUGCGAGGAUAUAUAAAUGGUAAUGUUAUUGAUUUAGCUUCUCCUUUUCACUUUAGAAUGAGGAAGAAAUUAAGAAGGUCGUUGAUGAGGAGGAAUACAAAGGUAAGUUAAAUCCAAAGAGCUAUUUUUCCACCCUACGUAAUCUUUGUCUUCCUUACUAAACAUUACUUUUACAGAUCACCAUAAGAUCACCAGACAAAGAAUAAAAAAAAUCAAGAGAAAAUAACAAUGAAAUAAAAUUUCAAAAAAUUUCAAAAAAACUGCACCCAAAGAGUAGUAUUGGGUUAUUCCAGAAAAAAUCCACACCCCCAUGACGGAGGGACAGUUUUUUGACCCCCCCUUCCACCUGGAUUUCCAAAACUGCUUGAGCCCCCCUCCCCUCAGGAUUUCCAAGUUCAAAGACCCCCCACUCAUCUGGAUUUCCAUAAAAUUGUUAGACACCGUAAUUUUAAUUUACACUCAAUGUAGAAGAAUCCUUUUAGGCACUUAGAUGAUCUUUUUAUUGAAUAAGUCUCAAUUUUCCAUGAAUUCUGUGUUUGUUGUGAAAGUUAAGAUUCCAUUUUCACAUGUUCUUAAAACAGGCUUACAAUUUUUGCAAAUCAGUUCAUAUUUGAGGGACCUUCUCUUUUUUUUUAAAACAAGCAAAAUAUACAGCAAUAUAUACUACAACAAAGCUCAAAACUAUGUUCACGAAUAAAUGGCUCUCUUCUUUGUUGAUAAAAAAUGACUGCGAAAGAAAGAAAAAAGACACUUGGGGGGAUAUUACAUGACGCGCUAAACACUUGCCUUUCAAACUGGCCGCCGAACAAUCACGAACAACAUAACCACGCUUAUAGUCUCUUAGGGUCAGGAUCGUUACAGAGUUGACAAAAGCACCAAACUUUGCACAGCGAUAGCUUAUUGCAGUACCAUGAAUAUUAGAGGGGGUGCCCAAUGCAAAUAUGCCACUGAAGCGUGCUGAACAGGAUUUAAUUAUUGUAAAUUUCACCUGCUGGGGUCCCUGUGGUAUUUUGAUUGAAAAUUGUUAUUUAAUACCUUAAAUCACUCUGAAUUCUAUUCUCAGGUUGUAAACAAUAAUUUCACUCGAACAUCUGGCAUUCCCAUCCAUUUUUGCUUAUUGAUUGUGUAAUUAAGUUGGUUAUUACUGUGCCCUUAAAGCAAGUCCACAGUCCGCCCACAUUUUCAUAAGUCAUUUCUAAGAUGGCCUCGUCUUUGCUUCAUAACUUGCAAGUACUCAUCUUCGGGGGUCUCUUCUCCUUUUCUAAUGUAUUUCAAUUAGAGGAGGCCUUAUUGUGUGGCUUAAGCCUUAUUUAUCAAGUAUUACUUGUCGUUACAUGUCACUUUAAGCUGAAGAAAGCAAACAAAAUUUCAGAAAAAGGAAAUUGUCAAAAAGUCUGUUGUAUCACAUAUUAUCAGGGAUUUAUGACAGCUAUUCAUGAAGAGCAAAUAACGAAAUGCCAGAACCCAAAAUAGUUCUUUCCAAGGGAGGUAAUUAAUUUUUCAGCUUAACAUAGGCCUGGAUGCCUUUCAGUCUCUCUUUAUCCAGUUAUCUGCUGGACGCAAGUGCAUGUUUUGACAGAGAAGCAAGCACCGUGGCACAAGUCAUAUCAUUUACAAUUUCCACAGUUUGUCUAAGCUUUACAAAGCAAAAACAAACAAAAAGAAUCUGGUCUCAUAAACGAAAAAAAGAAACAAGUUAGCGCAAGCUUCAAAAAACAGCACAGUUUAUCAUGAAGCCUCUACAUUUGGCACUGAAGCACUCAUGUCCAAAAAUAAUAACAGCUUAUCAAGUCGUAAAAGUGAGACUCAAGUGGUACAAGAUUGACUCAAAUGAUAAAUGGUGAAUAGUUUAACUGCUGAAACUGUAGAAAGGGGGCCGGGCUAACUUUUAGGGCCUGUUUACAUGAAGGAAGGGGACCCCAGGUAGGAAUGGUAACCCACUUAGGUGGGGUAACCCGCCUGUCCAUAUAAUCUCUCAUUUUAAUUUGAUCACGUUUACAUGAUAGGUGGGGUCACCCUUCAAGGUGGGUAGCCCGGUCUGCCACACCAGGUAACCCUCUCAGCUGAGGUCAAAUUUUGCCAUGUCAACGUUUCAACGUGAGGAAACCCAGGCUAGUCGGGGUCGGAUUCGAGAUACAUCAAAUUCGCGCAAAAUUCACUUUGGCGCUGGGUGGCUUCACAUAAUUAUUAAAUGUAACAAUAGAAAGCCACAACACUGAAGGUUGCAGAAAGAGCAGCAAUUGAGCGUAGACGUGGUUUGCCAGCAUUUUUCUUGUUUACAUGGUUAGCGACCAUUCAUAUAAUCUUGAGAAACUGCACCCCAGGAUGGCGGGGUUGUAAGAUUGCAUGUAAAGGAGGGUUAUUUUUUUACCCCACCUAAGCAGGUUACCUCACCUAUCUGGGGUCCCCCACCUUUAUGUUAACGGGCCCUAAGUGUCAGGAACCGUGAAACUGGUAAUAAACGGUAUACCUAACCCGGGACUAGCUGUGAUACUACCGGCCAUCUUCAAGAACGUCAGCAUAGCAGCCAAAGAAGCCAUUAUAUCGGUGUAAAAGGAAUAUUAGAUUGCGGUUGUUUCAUGCGUCUUGUUUUGUGACUAUUUCUGUGUUCGUUUUUGUCACCAUUUCUAAAUAUCAAUCGUGUUCAAAACACCCCUACUAACAAAAUAUUUCGUAAAGCUCUUUAGAAUGAUAUUCAGCAAUAAAAACAAGGUGUGACCAGGAACCGAUUUCUAGGCUCCUGGUGUGGCAACAUAGGCAUAAGUGAAUGCAAAGUUUUGCAGUAUGUAAUCUGUCAAAAAUCUGUUUGAGUGGUCAAAGUUGGGGCUGAUGGGCUUCUUUAUCAUGACCACUCCAUUAUUAUAAGAGGCCAGGCUAUAAUUAUUGUUGACCCUUGCUUUUUUGGUAUUUUAGGUAAUUUUCCACAGCAUUAUUUUGUGAAAAGCUGGCAACUGAAUUGCUCUUGAGGAAUUCAUGAUCGUAAGAUUUCGUAACCACGGGGUAUUCGCCUAAUUUCAUCAAACAAAUUACGCUAUUUCAUAAAUGAUGCAUCAUUGGUUGGCUAAAAGAGGCCUUGUUCCUGUAAACUUCAGCUUCUCUGAAGUUAGUUUGUUUGUAAAUUGUAACGCACGCGACGACCUUCCUUUUUUUUGAAAGAUCGUAUAGACGUACCAUUAACACUCUGGUCCAGGGGUUCUGAAGUGAAUGAGCCGCUUACAGGUGUACAGGCAUGCAGGGACCUCAUACACUUCUUUUUAAAUGCAAAUGUGCAAAAAAUAAAGAGUGUUAAAAAUUCCUGGAGAGACAUGUUUUACAACCUCGUCCCCAGGGCUUAAUAAAAAGGUAAAGCGACCAUAUUUUACGUCAAUAACUAGUGACAGUAAUAAUAAGUGAUAAACUUGAGGUCGACGGUGCGCUCCUUUUACCCCCCUCUCUCCUUUAAUUCUCCGUUUUAAAGGUAUUUAAAGCUAGUCAAAGCUACACAGAAAAAAGAGAAGUUGAAAUAAGGAGGUGUUGACACCGGGCUCGAACUCGGGACCUCUAGCCCCGAAGGCUGCGCACUAACUAACUGUGCCACCCUUGCUCCUCCUUUUCCCCCUGAGGACGAGGUUGACAUGUUUUAAUCAUUAUCUCAAGGACAGGGUUACCAACGAAGCAAAUUAUAAUCUAAUCUUAGCUGCACAAUUACAAAGUGGGCGCGUUGUCAGUUACGGUUCAUGAGGUCGUUCAUGCGGCAUGUCAAACUUUACGAUUAUAUCGUUUAGGAUGUGAUACAUUUGAGUUUUAUGUUAUUGUAUGACAUCUUUGAAAGCUGGCUUUGUGAUCUGUUUAAAUUGAUAUGUAAUGAUAUUAUCACUGGCAAGUCUUGGCAGUGACACUGAUAGCCGCACAUUCAGCACAAUGAACAUGGCCACACUUACCGUGUGGAGACUGGGCACUAGUCAGUAUUAUGUACACGUAAAACUAUUUUGAAUAGUGUAACAACAACUAAACAUUACCAAAUUAAAAACUUAAAAAUUUGCAACAAAUGUUUUUUAGCCAAAUCAAACAAGAAGAGUACUCACCACAGGACACCCAAUCUGCUAUUAUAGGUGAAAGUUAACCCCCCCUUUUAACUGUAAUUAGGACCAUUUGUAACGGGCACCCCCUCCAGUAUUAAUCGGUAGGUGCUAAGGAAGCUCUGUGCCAAAUUUGACACUUUUGUCACAUCUGUAACGAUCCGGCCUAUAUUUUGUACUAAGAGACCUGACUAUUACUUGUAAGGCGUGUUUAGUAGUAAAUCACCCUGAAAUAGCAUUGACCUUGGAAAAAUGUUUAAUGCAAGGUAAAAUCAUUGUUUGCUUUCGUUGAAUUGAGCGCUUUUUACGAAUUAUGCAAUUUUUCUUGAUAUGUUCACGUUAUUGCACAUCGCUUCUAUAAAAGUAACGAGGGUGAGCCUAUGGAUGGAAACUUAAAAUAAAUGUGGUAAGAGGUCUGUAGUUUGAAAGGAUAAUAAAAUUUGAAAGGGCAAAGCAAUUUUUUUAAAACUUAUCAAUUAAAGCGAUUGAAACAUCGAUGAAAUUGAAAGUUACCCCUGAGGAUGUAUUUUUAGGUUCAGAGCCCCCCUCCUGUCUGGAUUUCCAAAACUGUUAAUCCCCCCUCCCGUGAGAUUUUCCAGCAUGCCUUCUGUUGUGGGGGUGUGGAUUUUGUCUGGAAUAACCCAUUGUUUUGUUUUAAUUCCUAAUCCCACACUUUAUUUUCACAUUACUUGCCCUGUUUUGCUCUGCCAAAUUUAUUCCUUUGAGUUUCUUGUAUAUGUGGCUGAAGUUGACAGGUUCUUAUCAAGUUAUUCAGUCAAAUUGCAUUCACCCUUAGCAUACCCUUUGGCAUGUCUCUGUAGGAAUUCUCAAUUUGUCUUUUUCUUUCUGUAUAAAAAGCUUACAAUGAUAUUAACUCAAAAAACUGAUGUUUUUAUGCAAGUAACAUGUAACAUUUAAGGAGAAAUUAGUUUUAUCAUCCUUGUACUCUCUGUAAGUAUUAUUUUCCCAAGUCAGUUCUCUCAAGACAUACACUGCAGUGUUAACUGAUAAUGUACAGUGUAAUUUAUUGGAUAAAGACAUUUCAAUUGUACCACUUUGGCAGUUCUUUUUGGUCUGGUGCUAUUUAUUUUUCAAUAAAGAUUUAUAACCUAAAACUACUUCUGCCCAAUUCAUGAGUUUAGAUUGGAAGUACUUAAGAGAUGAUGGAGUCUUGAAGUGUAGUUCUACAGUGUACCAUGCAAGUGAAAACUCUUUGACAGAACUUACACAUGGUACUGCUUGUUUUCGAAAACUAAAUUUUGGAUUUUUUGUUGAAUUUUGACUCAAGCCAUCGCUGGAAAAAGUAAGGAGAGGCAAGCAAACUGUAAAGGAUGUUCAGUGAAUCUUAACUGUUACUGAGACACUGACCACAUUUGCCCUAGAUAUGAAGUACAAUGUCACUUGAUUUUAUGGCGUGACCUUGUUAGAAUUACCAUUUUGGAGCUUGAGAGGAAGAAAUUCUAUAUACAAUAAGAUGUAUUGUAUAUAGAAUCUAUAAUGACAAAUGACACUGUCAUUGUUGUUGUGACUUUUCUUCAUUAGAGACAACAUCUAAUUCUCCAUACAUGUAUCUGAUGUUAGACAUUCCGCCAUCACCUUUGUACAAGGUAUGUGCCAAGUAUUAUAACAAGUCAUGUUUGUUGUUGUUGUUUUUUUUAUUGAAUUCAUCACAUUUCAGAGUAAAUAGGUAUGUUGCACAGACACCCAAUGGGAAUUAAGCUGAACCAGAUACAGCUUUCCAACUGAAAGCAUACUUAUUUAUUUAAAUCCUAAAAACUAGUAAAACCCAAAGGUCACGGAGUGCGGGCGACAACGAUCAAAGGUCAAAACACUUUUGCUCCAACGCUGUGCUUUGCAUAAGUUUCACAUGACAGGUACUCAAAACACGCGUGAUCAGAUUACGAGUGAUAGAAGGUCCAAACGCGCGUGAUCAAAUUGUGUUAUGUGCAUUCCAUUCAUUCUUAGUGGAAGUUCAAACAAAUGCUGGCUACAUACAUGCGACGCAUGUGCAAUAACAACCUGGAGAUUAGGAUUGCAGGCUCCUCUUGUCACCUGCAAUAAUGAAAUAUCAGAAGCAGUAGUGAGUCAACAAUUGAUAAUUUCAAAUUCUGUCAUCCAUAUUCUCUGUGUUGUUGGAUUUUAUUUAUUCCAAGUAAUUUGACAUGACCUUUUAAACAAAGAAGGCGUUUAAAACACAAAGAAGUCUCCUGUUCAUGGGAAGUUUAUUUUAUUUAUAUCUUGUAUUUUUUGUUGCUUAGGAUGAGUAUCAACAGAACAUCAUUCCACAGGUAUGUAUUGUUGGAAAGUAGAUACCACAACAUUAUUCAGUCACUUCAGGUUGUUUGAUUAAAAGUCACAGUAAAGAAGUCACACCCAUAACAUGUCCUGAACGUUGCUUUAGUCUCAAGUGAAGUGAAGAAGGGUAUAUUGAAUACAUAUAUUGUUGAAAAAUCUAAAGUUACGGAUUCUUUUUUGAUUGACGUCAUUGUUACUUGAUUAUCGCCAAAUAACGAUAAAAUUUUCACGCGCUUAGUAUUUCCAACAGUAUGUAGUAAAGUUAUGGUAGUUAGUCUCAUCUAUAAGAAAGAGUACAGGCAAUUUAACAUUAAAUUUACUGGAGUAUUCUGCUUUACACCAGGUUCCAUUGUUUCAACUCUUAAGCAAGUUUGAUGGCAAAACAGAAAAGGUUUGUUAUCAUGCAUCAUUUGAUGUUGUUUUAGCAUGCUGUACGAAUACUGGAUACUCAUUGGCUAACUGGAGUGCAUUUGAAAUGCAAUAUGCUGCGCUUGGCUUAUUAUUAUUUCCCUUUCAUUCCAUGGCCAGUGCGUGUGUUUACGCUGUAUUUGUAGGUAAAUAUAAGACUUCAGAAGUCUGGUGAUUUUAACCUUGUGAGUGGAGGCAGUAAAAAUGUGGCCUCUGCUCACAGGGUAGGUGAUCUUGAUCAGCCUGUUCAGUCAAGAUGGCUGAGAAUUGCAGGUAGACUAGUUCUUUCUUUCCUUUUUCAAUGGACCUUGACUUAACCUUGGUCCAUGAAAAUGCACGAAAUAAACUUGUUAAUCUUUAGCCAUCUUGACCGCAUAAUUUUUAUUGUCAAUAACACAUGAAUUAAUUUCAAAAAAUUAUUUAUCCGGCGCUUGGCUUUUGAUUUUUUUAAUUUAUGGUCAAUGUGUUAAUACUGUAUUUGCAGGUAAAUCACUGACAUCAGAAAGUCUAGUGAACUUGGGACAGAUCACAAGAAAAAAGAAAAUGACUGUUUUAAUCAUUAGAUCUAUUCUUUUUGUAGGAAUACAAAACAUACAAGGAAACAUUUGUCAAGAAGUUUGAGCUCACUAAACUACCAAACUAUCUGAUAAUGUGCCUGAAGGUAAGCUACAGCUGUAGGUUAGUUACCUUGUAACAGAUCCAGAUACCAUAUCAUUAAGUACCACAAAUAUAUUGUUUCAAGUGACAGAUAGCUUAACCAAUGUCAAAAAGAAAAGAAUUCUUUUAUCAUGAGAAGUAAAUCAGUACAAGAGUACUCCAAAACUCAAAUUUCUUCAAAGUCGCAUUUUGGCAACCCGGAGCUAUAGAAUGAUCGGUAGACAUAAAAUUGGUUGCCCAGCUAUGGCGGGUCAUUAUUCUGGGAAACUGCAUAGCAAUGUAUGGACCCUUUCAAGGUAUUUUUACAAGUUUUGAUAAAGACUGGUCAGCGAAUAUCCAUUCACAUUGCUGGAAAGAGCGGCUUUAAAUUAGGAAACUUGCCAAGUUUAAGAAGGGUGAUGCGUUAAAAGCGAGCGAAGAUAUCUUUCCACAAAGUCGCGAAAUUUUACCGAGGUUUGUAUUGUUGGGGGCAAAAACUUGCCCCCCACCAUACAAACGUCGGUAAAACUCGGCGACUCGGCGUUAGUUUUCAGCAAAUCGCGUUCAAACAAACUUGGCACUUUACUGAGAUUUGAAGGCGUUUUUUCAGCCAUGUUGACGGAUUUUCGCAUAGUGGUCCCAGUCAAAGGGUAAAACAACCGAGGAAGAGUCUAUUUAGAGGUACACGUGACUGACAUCUCGAGGCUUUAUUGCUGGACAACCAGGGUAAAAGGGGCGAUAUACGGAAAAUGAAGCUUUUAAACAACUAUUUCGUGAAAAUGUCUGGCUCAAACUGAAAUGGCUGUAGAAAGACCACAGAGUAACACAACCAAUAUAUUUAAGCACUACAGUACAGCUUAGAACACGAGCUGCAGUUUUAGCUGGGUUGCAGCUUCGAGCGUUGUUAAAACUGUGAUGGCUGAGAGCAAGUCCCAGAAUACCAACCACCAGUUACUUGUACCAAACCGCUACUACAACUUCUGAUUAGUAAACAGAUUGGACUUUUCUGUUGGAGUACACAAUAUUAUAGAUUAAGAAGUGUAUAAAGAAGGAAAGAUUGUGAUGAUUUUUAGUAGAGGAGGUGCAAACUUGAGUGCCUGGCGUGAUUCAGACUUGUGACCUGCUAUGGUUGGUUUGAACUUUACUUUUUGUAAGGUGUCUUCACUUUCUUUUUUCUUUCUUUUUUUUUUGCAUAGAGAUUCAAUAAAAAUAUGUUCUUCAAGGAGAAGAAUCCAACAGUAGUAAAUUUUCCUGUCAAGUAAGUGUUUUAGAGUAACGAUGUGUUGUGUAUUUUUUUUGUGAUGCGAAGUUUUCAAGUUUGAAUUGUGUGGCAGAUUUGUCCAGCAUAAGUGCAUAGAGGAGAGAGGGACAGUGAAUCUCUAGAGGAAAUCUACUCCCCAUACACAUUCUCAAACCUCACUGGGGCAGAUACAGUGCGGAAACCUGUAAUAAGAGGACACUAACAACACCCUUGUUAGUGUCAUUUCGAUAGAGUUGUCUGCUAAAAAGUUGCUGUCUAGUGGUCUUGACGUGGGCCAUUAUUAGAGCAGUAUCUUAACCACAGUUGCUUAAUUUUAAGGGGAGUGGACAUGGCAGAGUAUUUGGUCUCAGAUCCUGCAAUACAAGAUGCCCAUCCUUACACUCAGUAUGAUCUGAUAGCAAAUAUUUGUCAUGAAGGAGAACCUGGAAAAGGUAAUGUUAACCGUCUUCAUAUCUAGGGAGCUUAAGGUGAUGUUACACAAGACGAUUCGCAACGACGAUUUUUAGCUCAACACAGCAUUGCAACAUCGCUGCGACAUUGUUUUGAAUAGUUAUAACAUUGCUCCAAUAUUGCAACGCUGUGUUGCGUUAAAAAUCGUCGUUACGAAUCUUCCCGUGUAACGUCACCUUUAAACAACCACGAGAAAGACGGCGACUAGUACUGCAAAAAAGCAAUUGGUUUAGAUUGACACUUGAAAACAACAUCCUCUGCACGUGCAUCACGCUUUUUUGUACGUUUCUUUGCCGUCGCUGCCCGACUACGACGUGAAACUGCCUAAUUUCACUUUUUUGUGGUGGCCGUGAACACAAGACAACAAGACAAUAAUUUUCUAAUUUUUUUUUAGAACUUCGAUACAAUCCUUUAAAAUUCAACCCCAUAGAAAUUCAGUAACAUUUGACAAAUUGAACGACAUGAAAUAAGGAUGAAUUUUGAAACAGCUUGAAUUCACUUUUUAAUUUUUGCCACCAUCGUCGUCGUUGUUGCUCACUCUUAAAACGGACCUGGGCAGCCAUCAGAACAUGACUGUUUUGUAUUUUUUUUGUGUGUGUGUAUCCAAAGACAUCCAUUAACCGAUCAUUGUUUACGUUUUCCUCCCAAAACGAUUUCAGAGUUCCAAGUGCUGGAACAAUUAGCGCUGGUGAUCGGCUUAUCCAAAGUGUCCAAAAGGGCUCAAAACACUUGUUCUGUGGGGCAGAUCUGGGUGCCAAAAAUAGUCGCUUUUUGGUGAAAAAGUGGAGCAACUGUUAGGAAACAUGCCUUAAAAUUUUCUUUUUCCAAAUACUCUUUUCUAGAUAGAAACUUGGAAGGCACUCCUGUUACUGAUUAAUUGAACAGUACUGAAAGACCAGUUUUAAUCCCGGACGUCGUUAGAAUCACCCUUUUGGGUGUUGAAUGUUUUUGCAUUGACAAUCCUGCUAUUGAUACUUAACUUUUGAUUAUCUUGCUCUCCACAGGUGCUGGAAAUUUUAAAGUUCACAUUCUGCACAAAGUAGGUCUUCCCUGGUGAUAACGAUCCAAAUAAUGAGAAAACUAAACAAAUCUUGAAAAUGUGAAUUACUUUAAAAUACGGAGGUCAAGGUUGUUUCUUGGUGUCGCGGACGGGGCGAUCACCAAAGGACGUGUUACAGAGAUUUUCCUAUGACCUUUAAAUGAAAACGCGCGAACAAAGAAGAAAGAACAAACGAACGGAAAUAGAGCGAUUUGAUUGGUUUAUCGAACGGAUACAAACGCGCGUGGUUUUUAGUUGGUUAAGCGAACGCUCGGGUAAAAAACUUCAUGCCCAAGAACUUUCUAGAAAUAAACCGAUACUUCUCUUUGACGUCAUACUGCAACACGAUUGGCCAAUCGAACAAUGCCUUCUCCAUAUUAGGGUUUUCUUUGGCGGGAAAACGAAGAGUCCAUGUUUUGAUCUGUUCAUCCAUUGGCUGAUAAAACAAAUAACGAAAAAAAAAAAUCCGCGGCGCACAGUAAUUAGGAGUACAGAAUAUUAUUAUUGUUUAUGUCUUGGGUUUGUCAGAGUGCUUUAGUUAUGCACUUGUGUACUGAUGUAGUCUUUUGGUACUAUUUAUCUCAGGGAGCUAACAAGUGGUACGAACUUCAAGAUCUUCAUGUUAAAGACAUCCUUCCUCCAGUGAUAACGCUUUCUGAUUCCUACAUACAGGUAUUAUUAUACUAAGAGUAUUCUGCGUUUUAUUAGUCAAUAUAUUGCUUCAUCUCGUCAUUUGAGUUUUAAGAGCUGCAGGAACAGCAAGCAGGGUUCUAUCUAAGGUAUUUGAGGGGUAGAAGCUUCCCCCCCCCCCAAAAAAAAAAAAUAAAUGUCCAGCUUCCCUCCGAAAUAUAAUGUUAUCAUUACAGUAUACAAGUAACUAUAUAGGAAAAUCAUCCAGACGCGACGAAGUCAGUAGUCUGUCAGUGCACAUCAGGGCGGAUAAAGGUUGGGCGGUGAAACGAACGCGUCCGAGCAAAAAGGUGUGAUGCCGUGGACUGGGACUCUGCUUAGAAAUGUCCCUUGUUUUCGACUUCGGUCAGGGCUUGUGAUGUAAUUUGUCCAUUAGACACUGCCGCUGUCACUGAAUUAUGGCGGCUUGAUUUGUUUUCUUGCACUUCUUCCUCGUUCCUUUGUGCUGGUACGCUGUCUCCGAGAGGCAAAUGUCGCUAUUUUUUGCGGGAGGUUAAGUUGGAGUAGACAAACAUCUCUUUCAAAGGGUUUCUCUUCCAUGACUCUAUCACUGAAUUAUAUUUUCGUUCUAUUACUCGCCAAUGUCGAUGUUAUUCCAAAACAAAAACAACUAAGUACUGUCUAAAACACGAAGAAAAAUCUCAUCCAUGUCAUCCAUGGCAAAACUAAAAGACAGCAGAUCGUGUUUCAUAACUAGAUGACGUCGUAUUUUAUGAACGCGUGCAGCUCGUGAAACGUGAAAUUAUGCUAAUUUCAAUCGCCAUCAUCCUUCUUUUUAAUUUUGAAAAAAAACAUCUCAUAUGUCUUUCUGUUUCUUCGAAACUUCAAAAUUAGUUUCCCCUCAGUUUUUACUGUUUACCUUGUUUUGUUUUUGAGAGAUAAAAGGACAAAAAACCUUACAACUAACCUCAAUAAAUUUUGUUUACAUACGGUUGCCGGAUUUGCGACGCAUUGCGCGAAUCGCCAUGGCGCGUUGCACCCGAGAAGCAAAGUUUGAAGCAGUACAACGCCACUAUAUCAAAAUAUAUCAAUCUAAUAUUUUGUUAUGUUAUAUAAAAUUUAUCCCCCUUUAACAUAUGUAAAAAUUGAGGUUAAGAAGUGUUAAGCUUUUGCAAACGAAACGGCGAAAGACGAUUAGGUGAUAUUUAGUGGGAGAAGGAGGUAUUCAACACUUUCAAAUUAAACUCAAAUUUUGGCAUUAUAACACCAACAAGUUUGACUUAUAGGCAUACAGACACAAACAUAUGAAACUGUUUAUUGAUAUUGUUAUGAAACGAAUUUAUCUAUUGAACAUUGUAGCCUGAAAUUACAGAAAGAAAAUAGGAUUUCCGGUUAGCAAAAAGGAAAAUUUCGCCAGCCUUCAAGCGCACCGGAAGCGCGGAAAGAGCGCUCGUGCCAGUCCUACUCCGCAUCACACAUUAAAUGAAGAGCGGAGCGCUCGUUUCAUCGCCCAACAUUUAUCCGCCCUGGUGCACAUGAAGUAAGUAUUCCCUGUCUAAGGACACUAUAUGACAAGAAACAUGAUCACGACUAUAAAAUAAAAUACCACUGUAACAUUUCUCAAAAUUGUGUCUCAAAAUGCACCAGAUUGCAUCUCAGCGCAUAUUCAUUUCAAAAAAUUUCCGGUCGGCAACCUCCUAGCUCUUCAAUUCUCCGCCUACUUUUGCAUAUGCCCAGCAACGUGAAAUGAUAGCCCUGGGUAUAGGUUAAUACUACAGGCACAAAAUAGAAGUCACGUUGUCCCCUGUCAUUUUAGUUGAUUUCAUAUUUCAUUGGGAGCAAGUAUUAGUACAGUUGUUUAGUGCGCGACCUUCUUUGCGCGUGGUGCCGAGUUCGAUUCCUAGGUGUGAUCUCAAAGCCUUGUUUCGACUUCUUUCCUUUCCGUGUAGCUUAAAGGACUUUGAAAACCUGUAUUUAGGUGCGCUGACAAAAAGAGAGGGAGGGGAAGGUACAAUAAAUGCAUUGUCGGCCUCAGGUUUUUUAGUUAGUUGAUGACUAUUUUGAACUAUCGACGUAAAAUAAGGACCCUUUAAUGUUUACAGAAUUGUGUUGAGCCAAAGCCAAACUUUAGCUCACCAUGUAUAUGCAAAUACGCCUCUAAAUAGAAUUAAAAAAACACUUGAAUUGAUGGAUAGUCUGCGAAGCUGGCGGGAUCGUCGGUGCUCGUAUUGAGGCAGAAGAGUUGCAAAGCCCUGCGGGGAAUUGGGCAGACACAUUAAAAUCCAAAGUAAGAUAACUGAAGCAGUCUUUGAGGUAGCCUGCGUAGCAACUCUCGUUCCUCGUUCUUUGCUCCGAAACCGCAGCGAAACGCUUGCUACGCAGGCUAUCUUUGAGGAGAUGAAAGUGUUAGUUGUUGACCCGUCUUGACCACAACACAAAGUUGAAAACAAAAUUUAGCGGUCUUGCCAUCUUGGAAGUUCGUCUCCCCUGGUCUCAUGAUAUUAGACAAUUAGUCUGUAGGAAUCGUGCCUACAUGAGUGAAAAAGUGCGGAGAGGAGGAAAGUGUUCCAUCUCUCAUCCCCGUUCACCCAGAUUUGCUUUCCUAAGCUUAACAGAGUCAUCUGAUAACCUCAGAAACUCAUUCAAGGCUUGUGAGAUAACUUUGUUGCUAAGUCGAGGAUAACUUAUAUUCUUUUCUUUAUUGCAGAUAUACGAGCUACAAAAAGAGUCGAACACGCAAAAGACAACAGGCACGUGAAUUGGAGUGAAGAAUAAAGAUUAUUUGCCCUUCUCAUGAUGCAAAUUCAUAGUUGACUCAGCCUGUAUGUAAAACAGUACAGAGAACUUUAUCCGAGUGUAUUCACACACAUCCCGGCUAAUAAAACAAAAUCCCAGCCCCAAACCUUCACUUCUCUCUCCACGAUCCACUGGAAAAACUGUGCCAGUAUUAGUUUCAUCCAGUAUUUAUGAUAAAGACUUGAGAAGCGAAAAAAAGUCUUGUUGAUAGCAAUACAUGUUUGUUUUGUGCUGUAGGUACUGUUCAGGGCCCCGUCCACACGAAUGCGGAUAUUUUUGAAAACUGAUUGUUUUCUCCGUUGUAGCCUUCCGUCCACAAGGAAACGGCGUUGUUAGGCACCAAAAUGCACGUUUUCAAAAACGGUCCCCGGGGUGGAGAUUUUUGAAAACGCUGACUUCUCGAUGUCAUACAUAAUACAGCACAUGUCCUGUAAGGAAUUCAAUUGCAUGUCCAUCGUUUUAGCGUUUUCGUGUAGACGGGCGAAAACGAUUCUCAUACGGUACGUUUGGACGCGUAUUUUUUGAAAACGAAGAAAAAAAUCAGCGUUUUCAAAAAUAUCCAUGUUUGAUUUAUACAAGAACCCUACCCCAGGCGAGCAGAGUAUUUACUGAUUAUUUCACAUUCUGCCCAAUGUAAUAAUGUAAAGAUAGUUAAAUCACU
Molecule: messenger RNA, 25988 nt
Organism: Porites evermanni
Lineage: Eukaryota; Metazoa; Cnidaria; Anthozoa; Scleractinia; Poritidae
Source: the annotation of a GenBank genome assembly